Molecule: messenger RNA, 1224 nt
Organism: Limulus polyphemus (Atlantic horseshoe crab)
Lineage: Eukaryota; Metazoa; Arthropoda; Merostomata; Xiphosura; Limulidae
Gene: Mos
Product: probable serine/threonine-protein kinase DDB_G0267514
Exons: 3
Biological process (GO): protein phosphorylation
Molecular function (GO): protein kinase activity; ATP binding
Source: RefSeq, a predicted model, not a curated record
AUGUCAGGUGUUAGACGUUCGUUUUCUAGAUUGCGUCAAAACGCUAGUCCUCUACUGGAUGGAAGUUGUCAUCGGCUAUCGCCUCGUUUCAAUGCCCCAGAAACUCCACGUCGCCGUUCCAUCUGUAGUCGUUUACCUGCAGUUUACAGCCUCACUUCCACCGGGAGUUAUAGACUAAAGACUUUUCUUUCGUCGGGUAGGGAAAGUCGUUUGUGGCCAAGCAUUAAGUUGUUUGUAACUCCUCGCAAAGAAAGUAGCCGUCCAGCAUCAUCACAACGUUUGAUACAACUUGAUAUUAGUAACGACAGCCUUUCAGUUCCACCUAUUUUCGACUGUAAUAUAGAUGCCUCUCCCAUUUUAAGGCCAAGUAAAAAAUAUUCACGGGAAGUUUUUACACCGAUAAAAGUAUCUAGAUUAAAAUGUGAAAAAUAUUACUCAUGUAACAGUUCCGGAACCAAAUAUACUCAGAAUUCAAACGUUUUAAUAAAGAAGGAAAAUGGGGGGAGCCCUUUCUCUGGACCCGAAAUCAACACACCUUUUAGGGAACUUCUGUUAAAACAAUAUGGCAAGAAAAUGACUGAAGCAUUACAAAAUCUACCAGAAAUUCGUAUUUUAGGACAAGGUUCUUUUGGUUGUGUAGUUUUUGGACUCUUUAAAGGAUCGAGAGUAGCAACUAAAAUUACCCAGCAGCCUUUACACCAUAACAUCGGAGAGAAAAAUGCUCUUUCUUUACAUCACCCGAAUGUUAUCCAAACCUUGCAAAUAUACGACACACCAUUUAAACGGCGAUUGGUGCUUAUGGAGUAUGGUGGGCAUCAGAACCUCCAAAGUGUUCUGGACUCGGCAGUUGGUUAUUUAGAAAGGAACCAACGAAACGGGAUCGCAGUUCAAGUUUCUUCAGCUGUGGCUUACUGCCAUGAGAAUGGAAUUGUCCAUCGUGACGUUAAACCAGCGAACAUCACCGUGUCUUCGUCGUGGGUAUGCAAGUUGACCGAUUUUGGGUCGGCAGUGCCCAUCCGGAUACUGUACAGUGCUGACGUAACCGGUAUUGUGAAAACAGUUUCCCGGAUGUUUGGCACUGUCAGGUAUACAGCUCCCGAGGCAUUCUGUGGUCAGUUUCCUGCUCCACAUCACGAUGUUUACUCUGUUGGUAUUGUCUUGUGGCAACUAUUGACCAAUCAAAUACCUUAUGCCACUGAAGCAUCACAUACUGUGAUCUAUACA